UCCUCCCUCGAUGUGUGUGUGGAUACUCCUCUUUCUUUCUUGCUUCUUGUUUCAUGGAACUCGUAGUUCCUUUUAUUAUCGUUCUACGUAGGGUUUAGAAAUGGUUUAAACUCCGAAAUGCAAGACGGAGAGAAUCGCUCCCAAUCCUACACCCCUUGUCUCGAAGCGCGAAUGAUAUAUCUUCGAAACCUCUUAUCCACAUCAAUCUUCUAAAUCCAAUCAAAGCCGUUCCAGAUUUUGAAAUUCCAACAAAAUAAAGGGAGUCGAUUACGGAUUUCACCAAUGAAAGCUUCGGCCUCGCCCCAUUCAAAAGCUCCAUUUAAGUUCAGGAUUCCGACGGCGGAGAAUCUUGUCCCGAUCCGUUUGGACAUUGAAAUCGACGGUCAGAGGUUCAAAGAUGCUUUCACUUGGAACCCUUCUGAUCCCGAUUCAGAGGUGGUGGUUUUUGCAAAGAGGACGGUGAAAGAUUUAAAACUUCCUCCGGCAUUUAUAACACAAAUUGCACAAUCCAUUCAAUCACAACUUACAGAAUUUCGAUCCUUUGAAGGUCAAGAUAUGUAUACUGGUGAAAAGAUCAUUCCAAUCAAGCUUGAUCUUCGAGUGAACAAUACAAUCAUAAAGGAUCAGUUUCUGUGGGACUUGAAUAACUAUGAGAGCGACCCUGAAGAGUUCUCCAGGACAUUAUGCAAAGAUUUGGGUAUUGAUGACCCUGAAGUUGGACCUGCAAUUGCUGUUGCCAUUAGAGAACAGCUCUAUGAGAUAGCAGUGCAAAAUGUUGCUUCAGCAAGAGAAAGCAGAAUGAGCAAGAAGGGCCGCCGAGGGUUUGAGCAUGUUCCAGUAAGUAAAACUGGAGGUGCUUCGGUGGACUUGGUGAAGUUAUUUGGUCAUAGAUCAAGUGUUGUUCGGAAAAGAAAGGACUGGGACAUUUACGAACCAAUUGUUGAUCUUCUAUCCAACGAGGAAGUAGAUGCCCUUGAAGCAAAAGAAGAGAGGAUUGCUCGAUGAUAUACUCUCAGUUGAUGUUGAUCUUAUUGCUUCUAUCGUCAAACAAGGUCGACUUUCUCGGUGGAAGUAAAUUAUUCAACAUGGAAAGGAAGUUAUUACGGAACUGUUCUUGACGGUUUAACACAUCAAUUAACAUUUCCUUAAUGUCCCCCAAGUUAAAGGCUUUUGGAGCGAUUCUUCAUCGAGUAUUCUUGAUCUCCAUUUAGCUUUGUUGAGUAGGGAUAUGAACUCUUUAGAACUCAAGGAUACACACAGACAGUUGUAUAUAACCUAUAGAGCAGAUUCUACUCAAGUAAGGUCGAAGUAGGGAUAUCAAUUCUGAUAUGGUAGAUAUUUUGACAAAUUUGACUAUCUACAAAUUGGUAUCAAGCUCAAAUAAUCGCUCGUGGGUAAACUUCUGACAUGAGUUCCCGUUCUUAUUUGUUGCUUUUGGUAGCAUAUACUCUGGAACCAUACAAAUGAAGUAAAGAUAUUGAUAUAUGCCAAAAGUUCUUUGUUUCCA
Cucumis melo (muskmelon) is the source of this 1507-nucleotide messenger RNA. Its product is annotated as chromatin structure-remodeling complex protein BSH. Gene Ontology annotation, molecular function: transcription coregulator activity. Gene Ontology annotation, cellular component: nuclear chromosome; nucleus. NCBI's taxonomy places the organism in Eukaryota, Viridiplantae, Streptophyta, Magnoliopsida, Cucurbitales, Cucurbitaceae. The transcript has 10 exons. Bases 283 to 1005 code for a protein of 240 amino acids. Gene Ontology annotation, biological process: regulation of transcription by RNA polymerase II; chromatin remodeling. The record is from RefSeq and is a predicted model, not a curated record.